CGUCCAUACUCCAUUCAACACUUGGAACUCCAUUUCCCUCUCUCUCUCUCUAGAAUUGGAUUACUCCUAUUAAUAGCUGAGAGAAACAAUAGAGACUCCUAUCAUCAAUUCAUUCAUUGACGCAGCGCAGGCAAGGCAUGGCCUUUGAGCAGCAGGACCACCACCACCCCUCCCAAGAAAUGCCCCUCCACUACUCCGACCACCACCACCCAUCCUCCACCUCCACCUGGCUCAACCACCACCACUGGCCCAGCCCCACCGCCACCAGCGAUCACAGCGGAGACAAGAGCAACUCCAACUCCAACUGGGAGAGGGACAAGUGCAAGGCCGACAUCCUCUCCCACCCCCUCUACGAUCAGCUUCUCUCGGCGCACGUCUCCUGCCUCCGGAUUGCCACUCCCGUCGACCAGCUCCCCAGAAUCGACGCCCAGCUCGCCCUCUCCCAGCAGGUCCUCGCCAAAUACUCCGUCCUCGGCCACUCCCACCACCCUCUCGACGACAAAGACCUCGACAAUUUCAUGACACAUUAUGUUCUAUUGCUAUCCUCCUUUAAAGAACAACUGCAGCAACAUGUCCGAGUUCAUGCCAUGGAAGCAGUCAUGGCAUGUUGGGAGCUUGAGCAAUCUCUGCAAAGCUUGACAGGUGUAGCACCGGGAGAAGGUUCAGGAGCCACCAUGUCUGAUGAUGAUGAGGACCAGGCCGAUAGUGAGACUAACUUAUUCGAUGAAAGCCUUGAUGGAGGAGACAACAUGGGAUUUGGUCCCCUGGUACCAAGUGAAACCGAGAGAUCCUUGAUGGAGCGUGUGAGGCAAGAGUUAAAGCACGAGCUCAAACAGGAUUAUAAGGAGAAGAUUGUGGAUAUCAGAGAAGAAAUACUACGAAAAAGAAGAGCAGGAAAACUGCCUGGUGAUACCACGUCAGUAUUGAAAGCCUGGUGGCAGUCACAUUCUAAAUGGCCGUAUCCUACAGAGGAAGAUAAGGCAAGGCUGGUGCAGGAAACUGGUUUGCAACUAAAGCAGAUAAACAACUGGUUCAUCAAUCAACGGAAAAGGAAUUGGCACAGCAAUCCCUCUUCUUCAUCUACUCCAAAAAGCAAGCGAAAGAGUGGCACAGGUGCUAAAACUACUAAUGAGCGAUUCUCGUGAAGAAGCAACAGACAGAUAUAUUCUUGGUCUUGUUGAUCAGAAGCCCCCCCCCCCCCCAACAUCAAUAGCUAUGCGCAGUGAAGAACGGGAGAGGGGAACUACUGCUGUAGCUGUAUCGUGGUAUUUUUUGGCAUCAGACGAGAGGCCGAAUCCCAUAAUGGAUUAUAUAUUGCUUGAAACCAAUAUGAAUUAUAGGCUUGUAUAUCAUCUGUGGUGUUAAAUACCUAGUCUAUACGAGUAGAAUCCUUGCAAAAGUUUUGUCUUAAACUUUGUUUUGUAUGAUUUCCCACGACUCAGUCAUUCUCUCUGUUUUUGUUUAUAAAAUGUUGUGGUGCUUAUUAGUUAUUA
This is a messenger RNA of Salvia hispanica, 1493 nucleotides long. RefSeq names its product homeobox protein knotted-1-like LET12. Lineage: Eukaryota; Viridiplantae; Streptophyta; Magnoliopsida; Lamiales; Lamiaceae. Gene Ontology annotation, biological process: regulation of DNA-templated transcription. The record is from RefSeq and is a predicted model, not a curated record. Gene Ontology annotation, cellular component: nucleus. Gene Ontology annotation, molecular function: DNA binding.